AUGAAUCAUGAAUAUCAUGAAUAUCUAACUGAUAGAUUUUUUGUUGAAGUAAAUAUUCGAAACAUAGAUAUUAAAAAAUGUAUCAUGUCAUAUGGACCAUGUCGACCUGAUAUUGUAUUUCCUAUUACAAAAAAAGAAGAUGGCUCAUCUUAUCAUUUUCCUUCUUAUUAUUAUGAACAAACAUUAAAAUCUGAUGUAAAAAUACCAAGAUUUUGGUUAUAUUAUUCAGUUGGUUUGGAUUGUGUAUACUGUGAGACAUGUUGGCUCUUUGCUAAUCGCCACUAUUCAUAUUUUAAAAACGCUUGGAUUAUUGGUAUAAAUGACUGGCCAAAUUUAACAAAUAAAAUAACUACACAUGAAAAGUCGUUGCAACAUAUUGAAACAAGUAAAACUUGUUCCUUAUGGAAACAAAAUGAAACAAUUGACAAAAUAUCUGAACGACAAUAUUCAGAAGAGGCUUUGUUUUGGAGAAACGUACUAGAAAGAAUAAUUAAAAUAAUUCUUUUUCUAACUGCUGAUAACACAGCACUAAGAGGCCAUGAACACAAAAAAUGUAACUUUAUGCGUUCAGUACAAUUGUUAGCUGAAUAUGACCCUAUUUUAAAUCAACUUUUAAAUGAUGAAAAAAUUAAUAAAAUAAUUCAGUUGGAAGAUUCAAAAUGA
Molecule: messenger RNA, 663 nt
Organism: Sipha flava (yellow sugarcane aphid)
Lineage: Eukaryota; Metazoa; Arthropoda; Insecta; Hemiptera; Aphididae
Exons: 2
Coding region: 1-663 (220 amino acids)
Source: RefSeq, a predicted model, not a curated record